This is a messenger RNA of Ichthyophthirius multifiliis, 636 nucleotides long. Its product is annotated as mitochondrial carrier protein, putative. The record is from RefSeq and is a predicted model, not a curated record. The transcript has 2 exons. NCBI's taxonomy places the organism in Eukaryota, Ciliophora, Oligohymenophorea, Hymenostomatida.
AUGAUUUCAUUGCCCCAUUAUUUUCAAUAAAAUAUUAUUUCAACAGAUUUUUAACAAAAAUACAAAGGAUUACAUAAAUUAAUUGGUGCAACAAUGAUUGCAUUUAUCGAAUCAUUUAUAAUUUGUCCUUUUGAAAGGCUAAAAGUAUAUUUGAUAACUUAAUAAAAUAAAAAUUUAUCCAUUAGAAAUUAUUUUUAAUAUAAUUUUAGCUUUAAAAGUUUAUAUUAUGGUAUUGAGGCCUAACUGAUUAAAUAAAUAGUUUCUUGGAUUUCAUUUCUUUAUACUGAUUUCUUAGUAAAAUAAUUUUUUAGAGAUAAUUUUUCUUAAGAUUAAUAAUAUUUAAGUAAUAGCUAAUUAUUAGUAUGUGCAACUAUUACAGGAAGCGUAAAUACAUUAUUUACCCAUCCUUUUGAUAAAUUAAAGACUUUAUAUUAAAUGCAAUUAAAUCAAAUAUAUUUAUAACAUAAUAUCUAUAAAUUAUUAAAAAACAUAUAUUAUUAAUAAGGUGGAGUAAGUCUUUAUAAUGGAUGGUAAAUUCGUUUAAUAUAAUAUCUAAUAUAAGCUGUCUUUACUUCUACAUUAUUAGAAAGAUUAGAAGAAAGGUUACAUUAUAUAAACAAUAAAACUGUAAUUUGA